CACGUGACCCUGACUAGUUUCUCUUACAACUUCCGGGUGAGUUGGGCUGGAACGAGAGAUGGACAAAGCAAAUAUUGUCUGGCUGAUGCUAUAAACUACAGAAAAAAAUAACAAAUUUGCAGUAGUGCUUGUGAAUUAUGGCAAAGAUUGGCGAUGAUGUGAUAGAAUGGAGUGUAGAUCGGGUUGCAGAAUGGCUUGAAGAGAUGGGUAUGCAUGAUUGCAUAAGAACAUUCAAACUCAAGAAUAUAAAGGGGAAUCACUUGGUGAACUUCUCAGAAGUUGAAAUUAAAUCUCUUCACAUUUCCCAAGAAAGCAAAAGAAAACUUUUAAAGGCAAUUACACAGUAUCGCAACAAGAGGAAGGGAAUGGUAAACAGGAUGUUCCAGGAAUUCAAUGAUGGCACUCAAGUUCAGAGAAUAACAACCACUAAGAAACCAUCCAUUUGUCAAGAUGAUGACGAGCAGGUGGAGGAAGAAGAGGAGGACCCUUAUGACUAUCACGGGUGGGAAUCUGAUGAGUUUGAUGAUGAUGCUGGUGAUGAGUCUAGCUCCGAUGACGAAGUCGGGGAGUACGUCGAGCCGGAAUCAGAAGAGCCAGCUCGACAUAUCAAGGAGACGCCGGUCGUAAGAAAAGGAUUGGUCGAAGAGUUGAGAGCUGGAAUUGCGCAGAGCCUAGGACGUGAAAUUCCGUCCCCCCUGAAACAGAUGAAGCCAGCGCCUAUUGAGCAAGAGGAGCACAUCGAUGACAUUUACGACGUUCCGCCCGAAGAAGACGACAUGUACGAAGAACCAAGUGACAGUUCGGGAAACGCCAUGGUUAUCAGGCCGCCAAGCAUGGACAAAACCAUCAGAACAUCAGAGACAGAACCCGGCGAGUACAUUGAGGCGCGACAGAGGAAGGGGAGUGACGACGAGCUUUACGAGCAGCCCUUGGAGGGCGAAGAAAUAUCGUCACCUUCCCAGGGAAUGCAGAGGCCGUUUAUUGCCACAGAAGUUGUUCAGCCGCCAACAAUUUCCCGUGGCCUCCCCCCUCAGGUGCAUAGUGAUGACAUGUACGAAAUCCCGCAAUCCGACGAGCCGCAAGCCGAGCAGAACUACGAGGUCCCGGAUAUUGAGCCAGCGCCCCCACCCCGACCCCCCAAAGGAGGAGGCGGAGUACAGAACUCUAACAGCUUUACACCGCCCCGAGCGCAACCGUCUCCAAAUCAACCAGCCCAAGCACCCCGAUCGUCUCUUCCAAGUAAAGUACCUGGUUCUAGCAAGCCCUGUCCUACCGCUAACAAGCCCGUUAUACCGGCAGGGGCAACUAACCGGACAGGGAAGCCACCUAGUAUGGCCCCUAAACCAUCCCUAGGGACACGCCCUAUUCCUGGUGCUCAACCAGGAGUUAGGAAACCAACACCAUCACCUUCUCUCUCGAACAAAGAACCAGCAAAUCCACAAUCUGACAGAGGACCUAUGCCGUUCCCAUCUAAUAGGGGCGCGAUGCCAUCUCCAUCAAGUAGAGGACCAACACCCUCGCCGUCUAAUAGGGGCGCGGUGACUUCCCCAUCAAGUAGAGGACCAACACCCUCGCCGUCUAAUAGGGGCGCGGUGCCUUCCCCAUCAAGCAGAGGACCAACACCCUCGCCGUCCAACAUGGGCGCAGUGGCCACCCCAUCAAGCAGGGGGGUGGCAUCCCCACCAUCUAGUAGUCACUCGACACAGUCACCAACCGGUAAGGGUCCCGUCCGUCCUCCUUCGAGCAGAGGACCAACGCCCUCGCCGGCCAACAGAGGCCCAGCCCUUCCACCCUCAAGCAGAAAGCCGACACCCUCUCCAUCAGGCAAAACACCGGCCUCCUCUCCCGCAAAUAGAGAACCGCUUCCUUCACCCCAAAGCAAAGGGGCAUCAAGGGGCGCGCCGAUUCCGUCAGAAACGCCUCUGCCUGGCCCCCCUAAGCCUCCUCGUGCAUCGGACGAAAGCCCUCCUACUCCUCAAAGAAGGCUUCAUCGAGAAAUUCCACCCGAGCCUGUCUCUGAGCCAGCGCCACCACCACGCCCACCAAAACAAGGCGCCGCCCCUGAACCCCAUUUCUCACUCCCCUCCUCUCCUGGUACCAAAACCCUUCCCUCGACCACGCCCCAGCACCCUACCCCUCAACAUACACCACCCAUUCGUAAACAGACCCCACCCUCCAAGCCGCACCCCUCUCCCACCCCGGCCCAGGCACCGCCGCACUCGAGACCCGUUGCCGCCAAGCGACCGAUGCCCUCCACUCCUGUCCAGAACCCUUGCCCGAGUGAGGCCCCACCGAGGCUACCACCAGCCAACAAGUUACUCCCUUCAAGGAAAAUCUCCGGCGGUAAACAUGGCGUCCCACUCCCCGCACCCCCGACCAGCUCAGUUUCCGAACAGUCUUCUGCGUCUAGUAUAGAGUCUGGUUCUGCGGAUGAGCCGCUGAUACCACUGCCACAAAUCGUAGGCUCACAUGGCCAACGCAUUCUCCCUCCGCCUCCUGCCCCGGCAAAGACGCCUUUGGAUGUCAUGAAGGAGGCACCGUGGUUCCAGGGUGCCGUCGACCGCAAAAAGGCAGAGGCCAGUCUGAAGGCAUGUAAGCAAGAUGGCGCAUUUUUGGUGCGAAACAGCACGAGACAUCCUAACGAUUAUUCCAUGUCGCUGCUGUAUAAAGGCGACGUCCGGCAUCUAAAAAUUCCUGAAAAAGAUGGGAAAUACAUCCUUGGUGACAGCGGUUUAGAGAAAUUUAACACCAUCGUGGACCUAGUUAAUUAUUAUCGUCAAAACAACGUAAACCUUAAAGCUGGAGGAACAACGAGGCUAGCAGUGCCAUGUCCGGUGUACGUACAUGGGUAGUCAAAGGAUAGGUCAUAGAGCAAGGGAGGUCAUAGGUAGUCCAAGGGUAGUUUACAGAGCAAGCAUAGAAACCCGCCCAAGAAUACUAUCUAUGGGACCCUCCCCUUAGAGAGGUAGUAAGUCACGUGGCGGUUCCGAACUUGGUUGCUCAGUGACGCACUAGGUUGGUUAGUGACCCACAAGACUGCCUAGUGACGCACAAAGUUGCGCACUAGGUUGCUUAGUGACGCACUUGGUUGCUUAGUGACCCACAAGACUGCCUAGUGACGCACAAAGUUGCUUAUGACGCAGAAGGCUUCUUAGUGACGUAGAAGGCUUCUUAGUGACGCACAAGGUUUCCCAGUGACGCAGGUUGCCCAGUGACGCACCAGGUUGCUUAGUGACCCAUACGGUUGCUAAGUGACGCUCAAUGCCCCCUCAUUUGCUCGGUAGAAGCGGGAAAUGUCACGUAGGAAAUGGGGAAGGACGCACACUUAUCCAAUAUGCUGGGAUAUUACCUCUGGGCAAAUAGGGUGCUAAUACACAGAAGGAAAGAAAAGGAAUAAUAUAGCAGUGAAAUUAAGUGUGUAACAUUCAUUUGUAAUGUUAAAUAUAAUUACAUAAUCAACACAGAUAACCUCAGCCAAAAUUUGAAGGUUAUAAAUUUUAUAGUUUGUAUCGAAUUAUUUUAAUAAUAAAAUAUAUAUCUUCUGUA
This is a messenger RNA of Nematostella vectensis (starlet sea anemone), 3546 nucleotides long. Its product is annotated as basic proline-rich protein. Gene Ontology annotation, biological process: intracellular signal transduction; cell surface receptor protein tyrosine kinase signaling pathway. NCBI's taxonomy places the organism in Eukaryota, Metazoa, Cnidaria, Anthozoa, Actiniaria, Edwardsiidae. The transcript is spliced from 25 exons. Gene Ontology annotation, molecular function: protein binding. The record is from RefSeq and is a predicted model, not a curated record. The coding region runs from base 138 to 2852 and encodes 904 amino acids.